Messenger RNA from Metopolophium dirhodum (rose-grain aphid), 5206 nucleotides. RefSeq names its product protein FAM135A. The record is from RefSeq and is a predicted model, not a curated record. Bases 334 to 3954 code for a protein of 1206 amino acids. Lineage: Eukaryota; Metazoa; Arthropoda; Insecta; Hemiptera; Aphididae. The transcript has 18 exons.
GAGUCCAAUCGGUGGUCUGGCCGGGAUAAAUAUGGGUCAAACGCACGUUCUACAAAAAGUUCCGGAUAAAAAGUGAAUAACUUAUAUAAUAAUUAUACAUAUACUAAACACUUAUAUAACAAUUAAAAAAUAUACAUUUAAUUUUCGAUUUUUUUGUAUUACUAUUAAAGUACUCAAGUGUGCCAUUUGUGAAUUAUAACUAUAGUCAUUUUUAUUAUCUUUGUCUUCAAGUGCAGUGAUUGUAAAAUACGUGAAUUAUCAAAGUAGAACACUAAGAAUUAAUAUACUUUGUGACUAUGAAAUGAGUCCGAAGAUAGAACUAAUGUUGUUAUUAUGAGUGAACUUCAAGCAACUGUAGAAUUUGCUGUCGAGUACUGCAAGUUUUAUAACAUAGAUCUAUUCCAAAGAGGAUUAUAUCGUAUUCGAACUGAACUUAAAGUUUCUCCUAAGCUCUCUGUUCAAGUGGAAGUCAGCUUAAAAAAACAUCAACAAAGACAAGAUAAUCAAAAAUCACCCCAAUUAUACUAUGUUGAAAAUGGAGAAGACCUUGGGGUCAGUAAGACAUUUCGAAUACUAUAUCGACAUGAAGAAAUUAUGCUCGACGAUAUAAUAUUAUUUAAAGCCCAUGUGCUUGUAGACAGUCAAAAACUACAGGAUAGUCUUGAAAGAGCUGGGUUUAUUUUAAAUGUCGAGUUAUGGUUUGGAGAAAAUGGCUCUAUGUGCUGCGUCUCCAGCAGAACUCUUCAACUGCAUGUCUGUCCAGCGAGAGGAUUACAUUACCACUUACCAGUCUUAUUUGACUACUUUCAUUUAUCAGCUGUAACUUUGACCAUACAUGCGAGUCUAGUCGCUUUACAUCAACCCUAUAUUAAAAAAAGUAUACUGAAUUAUAUGCAAAGUUGUGCUCCUAGAACUGGUAAAACAUGGUUAACAAAUAAUACAAAUCGAUUUAAUUUUCGGCCAUCACAUUCCAUAGAAUCGGUAUUUUUUGGCAACGCGAAUGGCCAAAACGGGACCACUAAAUGUGUCGGAAGCUCAGGGAACAGUAACAAUAACAAUCAUGUCAGUCGUAUGCUCAAUGCUCGACUUAUUCAUCGUGAAGUUUGUUCAUUGUUAUCGGAAGCUUUCGACAAUCUUCAUUCCACAAUUGCUCAAUAUAAUAGAAUAAUGCCAGUAUGGCAACAAGUUGAAACACCUGCGGGCCUUAAAACUGCUGUUACAAUUCCUCAAACAAACAAAAUCCUAGAUGAAGAUGAAUUUCUAGCCUUAGCAAAUAGUAGUAUAGCUCAGUUAUGUGCUCAAAACAUAUUGCUAUGGCAUCAUUUUUUAGAUAAUUUUACAAAAAAACAAGCCAUAAAUCAGCAUCUUUCCAAAAAACACCAUCAACUUCGCGUAAGGAGAUUUUCCGAAGCAUUUUUCGUAUUAGAAAAUCCAAGACAAAGUGCAGCAGGCUGUUAUGAUGACCAUAAUAAUUAUCAACACUAUAGAUCAGUAUCAGAAGCAGCUAGAAGAUCUAGAUACUUGGCUUCAUUGCCACCUUUACCAGUUCAUUGCUCAGCAACGGAUGGCGAUCCAAUUACUUUACCUGUAAUUUUUGAGGAUCAGUACACAAAACCUGGAAGUAAUACUAGAAGAUCGGAUGAUAAAUCUUUUAUUAACUCUUGUGGCAUUCCACUAAAUACAUUACGACAAACACUCUUACUUAACCAAGAUUGUAGUUGUGGGAUCGCAGCUAUAUUAGAAUCUAGAAGAUGCAGUCAAAUGGCAUCAACUGGAAAAUUACUCAAAGUUAAAGGUACGGAUACUGAUCAAAAACCUGCAGAGAACCAGAGUAUUAAGACUAGACACAGCAAAUCAUUAGACCAGUUGUUAAGAUCGACUGUAAUGGAUACACCUAUGUUAUCAUUACCACUUAGUUUUUCUAGAACUUUCGAAACAAAUAAUAAUGGUAAUCCUACUGAAAGAUCAACAAUACCUAAGCACUCAAAGUAUAAACAAUUAGAUCUUAUUCAAAAUACUAAAGUUAUGACACUACCUCGCCGUCAAAAAGAUAAUAUCAAACCUCCCGAGUUUCGAAUACAGCCAAAUGGUUAUGCCUCUUUACCAAUACGGAGAAAUGAUAGACGAUUUUAUCGACCAGUGCGUAUGACAGAAAAAAUAAAGCCAAUAGCUGUAAAUAAGACUAGAUCACCAUCGUCGGGCGAGGAAUCUCCGGUUUCAAAAUUGGGGACUAGUGUUAGUGUUCCACUUCAGUUAGAGGCACUGAACACGUCGCCCAUAAUGGUUAAAUAUUCAAACAGUACGACUUCUAUACCAGAUUUAGUAAAUGAUAAAUUAAUUUCGACUGUAGCGAAUAGUAGUGAGUCAAUGCCAGACUUACCAUCAACAGCAGUGACACGAUUUUCAUCAGUUUCUGAUAGUGAAAUCACUUCAGAACAAAGUGGAUGGGUCUCUAGUCGCCGGUCUUCGAUAUCUUCAUUUUCUGGUCAAAUUACUCCAAAAGUGGAUGAUCCGUAUGAUACAAAACAUGAUUUGUACAUAGGAAGAGAAUUACAAAGAAGGUUGUUAAAAUUACUCGAAGAGUCACCAAACCGAAAAAUGACUAUAACUGAAAAAAAAAUAAAACCGUCUAAAUUUAUUAAACCAUCUGGGGCUAAUACGUUAACGACCAAUGACCAGACAUAUGAAGAAGUUCGCUUACCACCGCCCAGACAAUUUAGAGAUAUUCCUCUUCCACCUGAACCUUUUAGGGAUACGAUUCCUCCACCAGAUUCAGUUGACAAUUUAUUAUAUCAUAUGUACGAAACCGUAAAAGAAGCUAGAUGGAAUGAUCAACAUCGAUUAGCGAUGAGACAGAAAAAAUUUUCAGAAAGUUCUAAGAAACCUAUAGCCAGAACCAAGAAAAGUAGUAUGGAACCGGAGUACUACGAAGACGAAACACACAAAGACAUAAAAGCUGACGGCCGUAUUCAUUCGUAUAACAGCGUCGAAGACAAUUCAAUGUUUCAGAAAUAUAAAGAACAAUUUAAAAAACAAAUGAGUUUUACUGGCGUUAUUUAUAGUGACGCUCAUAUAUUAGCUUCAACAUUACCAUACUUUCACAUCAGCGAAGAUUUACGCAUGUUUUCACCAGAAGGUGUUCACCUCAUAGUAUGUGUCCAUGGACUGGAUGGUAAUUCAGCUGAUUUACGUUUAGUCAAGACAUACAUCAAAUUAGGUUUGCCUGGUGCUCAUCUGGAGUUUCUCAUGUCUGAAAGAAACCAAGGUGAUACAUUUUCGGACUUUGAACGCAUGACUGAUCGUUUGGUGAAUGAGAUUCUUAGUCACAUAUCCUCGUUCCAACUACCACAUUAUCCAUCUAGGAUAAGCUUUGUUGGUCAUUCCCUAGGAACAAUCAUCAUUAGAGCAGCAAUUGCUCGACCUCAAAUGAAACAUUUACUGCCAAAAAUGCAUACAUUUUUGUCACUUUCAGGUCCUCAUUUAGGAACUUUAUACAAUACUAGUGGAUUAGUUAAUAUGGGUUUAUGGUUCAUGCAAAAAGUUAAAAAAAGUGGUACUUUACUCCAGCUAUCUUUGAAAGACGCUGCAGACAUUCGACAAACGUUCCUUUAUCAACUAGCUCAAAAUUGUCAUUUAAGUUAUUUUAAGCAUGUUCUAUUAUUUGGUUCAUCUCAAGAUAGAUAUGUCCCACCUCAUUCAGCAAGAAUCGAGCUUUGCAAAGCUGCUAUUAAAGAUACAUCACCUAUCGGAUUGGCAUAUCGAGAAAUGGUGAACAAUAUUUUAUGUCCAAUAAUCAACAAACUGGAUGUUACGUUUAUCCGUUACGAUGUACAUCAUGCAUUGCCUAACACCGCAAACUCAUUAAUAGGAAGAGCAGCUCAUAUAGCAGUAUUAGAUUCAGACUUAUUCAUUGAAAAAUUUUUAGUGGUAACUGGGCUUAAAUAUUUUAGGUAGAUGUAACAAACAUUUUGUAUAUAAUAUUAUUACAUGAUUUUUGGUCUUGCAAACUGAUUUGUGACGCAAGCACUCGCAGUAUUAUUAUUUCAACAGACUUACAAUUAUCAAGUCGUUUAUAUUAAUAAUUACUAAGUUUUAAUAAUUUAUAUGAAUUUGCCAAAAUGAUGCCAAAGUCCAACAAAAAAUAAAAUAAUAAACAAAGAAACUUAUUUGACAUUUUUUUUUUAAGUAAUAUAGUUACAUACAUAAUCAGGGUUUAUAUUAAUACCUGUAUAGGCUAUACACAUUUAUUAUAUUAUAAUAUUAUAAUUAAAACAUUUGUAUUUUUACUUUCAACUAAAUUAAUUAAUGAAAUUUCAAUUUAACAAAAUUUAUAGCAAAAAAGGUCUUUAAUGAAUUAUAUUGUCUUUGUAAAGUAAGUAGUAUUCAUUAAUACAAACUAAUAACUUUAAAUUUUAAAUCAAAAUGUAUUACAAAAAUAUUUGAACAGUUUUUUAGUUGACUUUCAAUUAUAACUCCACUGAAUCAUCUAAUGCAAUACAAAAAUAAUUGUUGGUAAAUUCAUAAUAUAUGCUUUUAAUUAUUAUAUUCAAGUGUUUUAAAGUAUUUAGAUAAUCUCAAUAUCCGACCAAAAAUGCACUUAAUUAAUAUAAAUAAAAUAUAAUACAAUUUAAAUUGCCAUUUAAUACACAGAAAUGUUCAAAAUAUGUAUAUACUAUUAUACUCCAUUCCAAAAGAGAAAAAUAUACUAGAAAGCAACCGGUUUCCGUCCGGCAGCGCAUAUCUUCCAUAUAACGGCAUAGGUAGUGACCAGUUUAAGGGGGGAAAAGGCGCAAAACUGGUAAGUUCUCUUUUGGAAAAGAGUAUAGUAUGAAUAUUUUAAUUAUUGGUAUCUACGGGAGAAAACUAUAAUAUUCCAUCUUUAUUACAUUAAAUCUUAUAAUAUGUUAAUGCUCAAACUUACAUCAUUAUUAUUAAAAUAAAUAAAAUGUUCAUUAAUUAUUACUACGAUAAUGUUUAAGAAGUAUAAAAACACAAGGGUCAAUUAAACUCAACAUUAAUUAAAAUAUAAAUAUUUUAAUUAAUUAUUAACUUUAAAAUUACAUUGUAAAUUGUUUUUAUUUUAUUAUUAUAAUUUAAGAAUUGUUAAGUAAUUUUAUAAAAACCAAAAAUGAAAACACAAACUUCAAUAUAUUGUAUAUUAUGUAUAUUUCAGUUAAGUUAAAUAAAAUAACAUUAUAUCAGUUUA